UUGAAGCCGAUCGAUGUCGUUUUACAAACAUGCAACAUUCGAGGUUGGACCUACUCGGGUGAACCCAAUCCAGGAUUCCAACCGUUGGAGGGAGCGAACACUCAUUGAAGGUUGUCAUGCGAAUCACACGGCAAACAUGCUCUGCGUAUCUCCCAGUCCAUAUCGAUGGGAAGAAAAUCCAAUUUCCAAUCAAGUAUUUCGUCGUCGAGCCAAAGCUCCAAAAGAUUUGAACAAGGAAAUUUUGACAGCAAAUGAAAUGAUGAAGCAAGCAGUGCGGCUCAGAAAACAUUUUCAGCAGGACAUCCAGGCUGCUGGCAUAGCAAUCAAUGCAAACCAAGCGAAGCCAUCAGUCCUACCAACCUCAGCUUCACCCGAAUGGCUGCCACCUGCACCUGUUCGCUGUGAGACUCCUGGGACUCCGCUUGUUUACGAGGUGCAGCUGGAGCGUCAAAGACGACAAGAAGCUGAAGACGAGAUCGAUCGCCUUAAGGCUGAACUCAGGGCCUGCCGGAGUAGAACGUCCUCCACAACCACCACAAGAAGUUCUGGCCAUUGGCCCUCGAGGGAAACACAAACUCCUCGUUCAACUUCGCGUUCAGCGCAUUUGGAUGCAAUCAAUUGCUUUGGUGAGCCACCUCGGGGCACAAAAGGCUUGCCCUUAAUAAUGAUGUGGAGGACCCAAUGGGGCGGACAGAGCACGAAAAAAAGUGGCAGCGGCAGCACGGACGCGUUGUCCGUACACUGCUUCUGCCUUCACUGUACAAUCGAACCCAGUUUCUGGAAAUUCCUGAAAGACUCUGAAAGUCCCAAGCGGCUGAGCAGUGCUGCUUCGAGGCUCAUUGGAAGAGGCUUGAUGUCUCGAAUGGGAUGUGAAAUUGAGUGUUUCACUCAGGUGGAUGUUGUACACAGCAGAAGCCAACACGGCUUCGUUACAUUGAACCAAUCCUCUUAGCUUCAGAGUGAUGAUCCAAGCCAAUCCAAG
Cladocopium goreaui is the source of this 982-nucleotide messenger RNA. The record is from the annotation of a GenBank genome assembly. NCBI's taxonomy places the organism in Eukaryota, Dinophyceae, Suessiales, Symbiodiniaceae.